AUGGAGACCCUCGACAAAGCGUGGCAUACCGCAGCAGACACUCUGAAGAGCGAGAUCAACUCGUACCAGUCCCCGAAGCAAUGGACGGAGUACGGCAAAGAGGAACCUCUCUCCGGAAUCCAGGGCAAAGGCACCCCGACGGAUCCGUACGACGCCGGAAACCGCGAUGGUGAGUGCAAUUGA
Molecule: messenger RNA, 183 nt
Organism: Aspergillus melleus
Lineage: Eukaryota; Fungi; Ascomycota; Eurotiomycetes; Eurotiales; Aspergillaceae
Exons: 1
Coding region: 1-183 (60 amino acids)
Source: RefSeq, a predicted model, not a curated record